UUUACUGAGAAAAUUAAAUAAAGUUUUUUGAAAUAAAAUGAAAAGUCAUGUACCACCUUUCAAAAGAGGAAAAGACCAAAUGACCAACAUAGUACUACAAACCCUACUAUCCUAUCCCCCUAUUCUCUUCCUAUAUAAGGGUAGAAGAGGAGAUUGAUCAGCAAGUAUCUCAUUCUUGCACUUAGGAUUUCAUACUGAAGACCAAGGAGCGAGUAAGUUGAGUCAAGUGAAUAAAUAUUUCCAAGUAUGACGAAGAGGGCUUAUUUGACGUUGUUCUGCCUCGUGCUUUUGGCUUUUGCUAUUUCGGGUGGGAAGAAGAAGAACAUUGGAGCUGAAGCCAGAGAGGUGAACCUAAUCUGUCCAAGCAUACCCUGCAAAACUAACGCAGAUUGCAAGGGUGGAGACCCCAAUUAUGUAUGUUCCCCUUUGGUUGGCUGCAUUUGCCGCAACGCCAAACAACUCGAACAAGGCAACUGAAAAUAUGGAUCCGCCGGAGGAAUAAAUAACCAGAGACACCAGUUUCAAAUCAAAUAAUUACUUUUCAAUUCCCUGUCAACUUUUCUUGGUCUUUUUUCGGACUGGAAGGAAAUGUUACAUCGUUCGGACUUCAGCCUAAAUUAAUCGGAUGAAAAUAUUGACGGUGUAAUCAACCAAACUUCCGCUUUGUUUCAUUACGACCCAUAACAUGUGUUGCCGCAUUCGCUUUUCUUUUGACAUGCAUCCAACUAUCCUUUCAUCGAAUUUCGCUUAGAUCGAAUUUCGUGCUUAUACUUUCUAAUUUUUCGGAUCAUAAGAUUUUUUUAUCUCUAGCUGAUGUGACAGCUAACUUCUGUUGACUUUCACUCAAAAGGAAGCGUUAUGUAUAACUACUCUAUUGUUUCAAUAAUUAUUAUUUUUGGGA
Molecule: messenger RNA, 901 nt
Organism: Linum trigynum
Lineage: Eukaryota; Viridiplantae; Streptophyta; Magnoliopsida; Malpighiales; Linaceae
Source: the annotation of a GenBank genome assembly